AUGGAGAUGCAGAUGGGCGAGAAGAUUAGUGAACGUUUAGCUGGACGGGUGCUUUUGAAACAUAGCAACGUGAACGAUUUGCAAAGGGAGCUUUUGAUGCUGCGAUCUCCCAUUUUGCGGACGUUUGAGGAUAUUGCUAAUUUGUUGAGAACUUUGGACCGUCCGGAGAUGCUCAAUAGAGCUCAAGGGUCUAUCAAGAACUAUGCCACCUUCCAUGACUCCAAUGAUGCUCAGGUAGAUGGGGAGGCCCAUGAAUAUGACGAGAAUCAUGAUGAGCAGGGCAAUCCUUUCAUCUACUUCGAGGACAAGGACUUUUCUGAACAGGAGUCAAUGGAAAUCAUGGAAUACCAUUCUGCUUACCGAGAUGUUCGACGUGAACUGCAAAAACGUCGCAAUGAGCGAGGCUUUGUGAAAAGAGGCAGAGAUGGUGGUGGAAAACCAAGGGGAAAGGCAGCCCGGUUGGAUGAUGAAUCAGUGCCAUGCAGAGUGAUGAUUUUCCAUGCAGUCCAAUGCCAACCUUUCGAAGCUUUGGUUGACACCGCGGCAGAGGAGGCAGUGAUUGGACAUCGAGCGAUGGAACGCUUGGAGAAUGAGUUGGCUCAGAAAGGACUUUGUGUGCUUUGGCAACAACAUGGACCUCUUCCUGGAGCUGGUGGCAUUGGAGGUGCGGCAAAGGUGAAGGGGACAGCUCAUGUUCCAAUUGGAGUGGCCAAAACUAAUGGGGCACUUCAUUUCACUGUUUUGCAAGAUGGAGCUGAUCACCAAACACCACCCAUGUUACCCAUCAGUUGGCUGGAGAGCGUAGGAGCCAUGGUAGAUUGCAAGCACAACCAACUCAUUUUGGAAAAUGGAGGAUCCACAGACAUGCGGCGAUUGCCGACCAAGCACAGGGCUAUCAACAUCAUGGAGUUUGCUGAUGAAGGUUGGGAUUUGCCCCGAGACCUUCGCAGAGAUCCAGAUGUUGAUCCUUUUCUACUGCCGUAA
Messenger RNA from Cladocopium goreaui, 984 nucleotides. The record is from the annotation of a GenBank genome assembly. Lineage: Eukaryota; Dinophyceae; Suessiales; Symbiodiniaceae.